Molecule: messenger RNA, 3897 nt
Organism: Salvia miltiorrhiza (redroot sage)
Lineage: Eukaryota; Viridiplantae; Streptophyta; Magnoliopsida; Lamiales; Lamiaceae
Product: DUF724 domain-containing protein 3-like
Exons: 9
Coding region: 160-3603 (1147 amino acids)
Source: RefSeq, a predicted model, not a curated record
AGACAAACAUUAUGUCCAAUACACAAUUAUUAAGCUUAAAAAGAAAGGGGGGAAAAUUUCCCAUUGCACUGAGAAUGGGAAUUUCCAAAAACCCUAGGGCUGCCCACUUGCGGCAUUUUGGUGGCCACAAAUUAGCGCAUCUCAAAUUUCACUCAAACAAUGGGCGGUGAUGCAGCGCAGCAGCUAUUCGGAAAAACCCCAUCCCAAAUUACACCCCACUUCCACCGCCGCCCCGGCCGCCGCCGCUAUCGCUACUUCCCCGUAGGCUCCACGGUCGAGGUGCAGACCGACGAGGAGGAUUUCAAGGGCGUCUUUUUCUCCGCCACCGUUCUCGCGCCGCCGAAUUCACCGAAGAAGAUCGGCCGGAAGAGGUCGAGGAAGCUCUACGUGGAGUACCACAACCUGCUUGCGCACGAGGACGGCUCGGAUCGGCUUAGGGAAUACGUCGAGCCGUCGUUCGUGAGGCCCGCGCCGCCGCUGCAGGAGGUCGUCAAGGGUUUCGAUCCGGACGACGCGGUGGACGCCUUCUACAAGGACGGCUGGUGGACGGGCGUCGUGAACCAGGCGGUCGACGACGGGAAGAGAUACGUCGUGACGUUUCACAGCCCACCUGAUGAGCUUGAGUUUGGGCUCGGAGAGUUGAGGCCACACUGGGAUUGGGUGAACGGGAACUGGGUUCGUCCUCAGAGACAGAAUAUAGCAGGAUUGAUGUUUGACGUUGGAAGAAAGGUGGAAGUGUCAUUUGACAGAGAAGAUUUCCAGGAUGCUUGGUUUCCAGCCACAAUCCUUGAAGAGCUGGAGAAUCAGACAUUUUUGGUGGAGUACAGUAGUGUAAAUACCGAUAACCACGGCCACACUAAAGCUAGAGUUGAUUCUUUGCACAUCAGGCCUUGCCCUCCGCUUCUCAAAGAUAAAAAUUUUGUUUUAUUGGAAAAAGUGGAUGCAUUCUUUGACUUUGGCUGGUGGAGUGGGAUAAUUACGAAAGAGCUUGAGAAUAGUAGAUACCUCGUGUUCUUUAAGCAAAUGAAAUGCGAUAAGGAAUUCAAUCAGUCAGAAUUAAGACCUCACAUGGACUGGAAGGAUGACAAAUGGUUCACUUCUUCCCAGGAACCCUCACUCUCAUCCUUAGACGAUGGUGUCUGUCAACAUCUCACUCCUGAAAACUCUAGUGCCUCUGUGGCAGCUGUGCCGCUGAGAAAUUCUGUUAAUGGAGAGGACAGUUCUGGUGGCAAAACACACUUAUCAUUGAUAUCAAGAAAUGAUCUCGUUGAGCAAUCCAUUACAGAUAAUCAGAAAUUGUCCCCUGUGACUGCACCUUUGAGAAAAAGGAGAGCGUAUUUUUCUGAUUCAGGGAGUGCUCGUUUUCAGGCUCUUAAAAAGCUCAGGGAAGGAAAUUUAGUGGUAGCAAAUAAAAAAGAUGGGCAUGAUGGAUCAAAUGAAGAAAUUUUAUGUGGUCUUCAAAGCCCAAAAUCCUUAAAUAAUAUGGAAAUUUCUGUAGCUCAAACUACAUUGGAUCAAUCUUCCUCUAAUCAUCCAUGGGAAGAUAAUGUUCGAAGAAAGCAAAGGAACAUUCGUACAACACAAAAUGCGAGUGAAAACAUUAAAUCCACACCCACCACCCUGGAGAAGAGUACUGCACAAAUAUUGCCACUUGAAUGUCUUGAACUUGGUACUGGAGAGAAGGAACCAGACACAGCUGGAAACACUGAAGAAGGUGCUCAAAAUGAGCAUGCAAGAUGUGAAACUGAACUUCCUAUUGUCAUAGGCUUGCCAUGCGCAGAAACUGGGAGCUCGGGAAAAUCAAGAAAUAAUAGGAGUCAACCUUCCAGCAAUAAGGCGCUUAUUAGUUUGGAUGACCAGAGACAUCAAGUCUUUGAUUUCACAAAUGGGAAAACCACGGAUGGCAAGCAAUUAGGAGUUGGAGAAUUUGGUGAGAAGAAAAAAAGGGGGAGGCCAAAGAGGAUCGUAGUUGAAACCACAGGAAGUGCUGAACAUCGAAGUCGGAGUUUAGGUGAUAUUGAUUUGAACAGACUAGAUGAUGGUUCACAGGGACUUCAUGACGUGGUGAUGAGUGGGAUGGAGGCAUCAAUAUCGGAUCAGGAGAAGUUGACGCCAAAUCAGGAAACAACAGCUAGUGGCAAGUCUGGUUCUGGAAAAAGAAAAGCCAGAAUGACAAAACGAAUAGUGGCUAGCAACAAUGAAGAGCCUGGUGUAGAAGAGCCAGUCAGGCCGCCAGAGAAUCGCUCAUUCAAGAGAGGACGAAAGCAAAUUGCAAGUGGUAGAAUUGCAGUCAAAGUUCGAGAUUCUGUUGUUGCAUCUGGAGCGACGGUAGUUAACCACACAUUGGAUGUAGAGAAAGUUAUUGAACCCCAACCCAGCAAUGAGUUCGAUAAUGAACCACUUUCAAAAUGGAUUGAGGAGAUGCACAUGUCAUCUGUAAUUGAUGGCUCAAUGAUGGUGCUGUCCACAGAGAAUGGUAACACCCAAGGCAACCAUGUUGGGCUCGACGAGGCUAGUGAGAAGCAGCCAACAAGUGAAAGACAAUCUUCUGGCUUGGUAGAUAAAGGCAAUACAGCACCAACUGAACCACAAAGCUUGCCUUCUGAGAGCAACAUCGCUGGUAUUGUUCUUGAUGAAGGCACUCGAAAGCAAUCAGAAAGUGGAAGACAAAACGUUCCUUCUGCGGAAGAGACUUCUAUUGUUUUGCUCGAUCUGAACAGUGAAAAGCAGCCAGAAGUCGAAGCACGAACUACUGUUAUGGUUGAUAAAAGUCUACCUUGUAAUCCUCCUCAAAGUUCUGUAGAAAGCACCUUAGCUGUUGUGCUGUACGAGGAAGCAGAGAAGCGGCUAGAAAAUGAAGCACAAGCUACUCCUGCGGUUGAUAAAAGCUCCACGAUACCAAGUCAACCUCAAAGUUCUGUGGAAAGGACCGAUCGUGAGCAUAAUGAGGACAAUGAAAAGCAACCAGAAAGCAGAACAACACCUGCUGCUGCUUCGGUAGAUAAAGUUCCCCUAGUACCAAGCGAGCCAGAAAAGUUGCCUUUUGAGAAAAACACUGUUCUUUGGAAGACUAUCGAAUCCAUGCAAGUCUUCCAGAGGCUGCCACAGAAGCCACAUUUCCAGCCUUUGUUAAAUUUCAAAGAAAGUUCACGAGAAGGCUUGGCUAUAGGCUAUAUGGUAACAUUUUCCAGCGUAGUCGAAAGAGCCUCCAAGUUGCAGCUAACUGAUCCAUUAAGCAUCAUAGAUGACAUAAUGGACACACUCACGGACUUGGAAAAACAGGGGUUUGGAGUCGGGCCCAUCCAGGACUGCAUAAAUGAGCUGCUUGCUAUGAGGGAAAAAGAAGAAAAACUUGCAAAGGCCGCAGAAAAUCUCAAUGGCCAGAUCACAGUGCACAGCGACACGAAAGCUAGGCUUGAAAGAGACAUUGAGGAGAUCAACGAGCAGAUGGAGAGGCUGCAGAGGAAGCGCUCUGAAGCCCAGUCCGUGAAAGAAAGGGAGGAUGAAGAGAUUGCUUUCCUGCAGGUUAGGCUAAGGGAAACCAAAGACAGCAUCGAGACUGUGAAGGGUGAUUUCAAAGGCAAAGUUUCAUCUAUUCUGUGAAAUUCGUUUGUUUGACACGGGCCUGUCAAAAAUUGGUUGGUUGCCUGUGUGUGGUGAAGAAGCUGCAGUUGUAGGUGAUAUGGUAGUAAUGCAGAGGUGGAGGUUUGUAUAUUUCUGUGCUCUUGUAAAGGUGCUAACCUCUUUCUGGUUUAAAUGUUAUGUAGUUGUAGUUGUAGUUGUAGUAUGUAGGUGUCGUUUGUUGCUGAAAUGAACGUUGUAGCACACCUAUUUGGGUUUGUGAUGGGAUUAGAAUAUGAAUAUUAGAAUACUACUAAAUUGUUUUACUUGUCCAAA